UGUGUCAAAAUGGCGGACUUUAUGAAAGGUUUACCGUCAUAUAAUGAGACCAAUUUUACCAGAUUUCAUUCCGAUUCAGCUUGUAAAACAAGUAUUCGACGACCAACUGUGUAUAUAUCUACAAAAGAACAUCCCUCACAACAAGUGAUAACCACAGAGAAAACCAAUAUUUUAUUACGAUAUUUACAUCAACAGUGGGAUAAAAAGAACACCAAUAAAAAGAGAGAUUCUAGUAGGGCAAGUUUAGAGAGUGAAGAAAAUAACGUACCAAAUAAAUUUCCCCGUUUAUCAAACACGGACGAUCAUUCUUAAAAUAUAGACUCAUAUAAUACAGUGUAUAUAGACUUUUACUGAUUCCAAUUCACGGAACUGGAGAUUACUUGAAAGACAGGAAACAGUUGAUUAAUCAGUGAACUUAAUAAGACUUUAAAGGGGCUGUUUUAAAAAGUUUUCUAGUGUUUUUAUGUGAGUAGGGUAUAUUUAAGGCUUAAUUUAACAUGUUAAAUUCUAUACCGAAUGUUAAAUUGAUAUACAUAAUUGUCAGCUGUUUUGUUUUGGUGUGGAAGCAGGGAGUGAGAUUGCAUCCUGUAUUAAUGUGCUUGGGGUAAUUUGAUAUUGAGAAUGAAGCUGUAGAUGCCAGUUAUCCAUUCAAAAUGCUGAUUAAUUUAUUACGAUCCCUUAAAUAACAGAAUGAAAUGGAAGUUUAAAAGAAUUAUUGAGUGAAUCAAUAUUUGAAGUGAAGAAUGUGGAGCUAUUAAACCAAGAAGUUUUUAAUGUGUGGUUUUGAUGGAGCAAAAAAAAAAAGGACAGGUGUGCCGUUUUUUUGACCAAUCAUACUUUAGUCUCAGAAAUGAGAAUUUUUUAGCUUAGCUGAUCAGUAACAGUGUUCACCGUCGAAAUUUGACCCUUCAAUUCCAUUUGUGUCCAGAAUUAUCCACGAUUAAGACAUUGCCGUAUAUAAAAAGAAGACAUUUAUAGAAAUAGGAAAAGAAAUUCCUAUUUUGAGAUAUUUUCAAAGGAAUUUAGCAAUUUCCAUACAUUUCUAGUUCUACUGAAGACUUUUUACAUAUAUUCAAGACUAGAAUCAAUCCCCAAAAUGGAACAUUUAUCUCUUUAAAGAAAGGACUGACUGCUUACUUACACUGAGUUUGAAAAUUUAACUGUUUUUACCUUUUUUUUCUGUUGAAUAAUGAUAUUAUAAUUAUGUCCAAAUUUGUUAUUAGAUAUUUAUUUUCUUUAAGAUUAAAAGUCAAAAUUCUCAGUUAUAUUGUGAGAUCAUUAUUCAAGGGAUUUAAAUUCUUUAGAUUUUGAGCCAAUUCAUGAAUUUUUAUCUCUGUGUAAUAAUUUAUAAAGCUGUUUGUUGUGGAAAUCUUGAA
Lottia gigantea (owl limpet) is the source of this 1376-nucleotide messenger RNA. RefSeq lists its product as hypothetical. Gene Ontology annotation, biological process: positive regulation of proteasomal ubiquitin-dependent protein catabolic process. Gene Ontology annotation, cellular component: Cul4-RING E3 ubiquitin ligase complex. NCBI's taxonomy places the organism in Eukaryota, Metazoa, Mollusca, Gastropoda, Lottiidae. Bases 10 to 312 code for a protein of 100 amino acids. The transcript is spliced from 5 exons. The record is from RefSeq and is a predicted model, not a curated record.